Aureobasidium namibiae CBS 147.97 is the source of this 795-nucleotide messenger RNA. RefSeq lists its product as uncharacterized. The coding region runs from base 1 to 795 and encodes 264 amino acids. The record is from RefSeq and is a predicted model, not a curated record. NCBI's taxonomy places the organism in Eukaryota, Fungi, Ascomycota, Dothideomycetes, Dothideales, Saccotheciaceae. The transcript has 3 exons.
AUGGACGCUGGUCGCAAGUACUGCCCGAAGCGACCGUCCGCUGUUCUCGGGCAAAUUCGGGAGGACUUCACAGCAGGAUUUCUUGCACAGAAAUGUGAUCAGAAAGGAUCGCUGUUUUCUAGCCACCAGUGUUUCUGCGCCGGCCUCCUUCCUCUUGGACGGUCGAUGUGGCUUGCAGACACAGAAUACCUGCAUUCGAUACAUGCCUCAUCUGCCCCUCAUGUCGUUACUUGUGCGAGCGAUAAGGAAGGACAUGCUUCCUCAUACACCAACUACUGCCACCGGCGCAAAACCAUCUUCUGCUUCACCGCAACAACGCGUUCUUGGACUGGGCAUUCUCAACGAAACUGCCUGCCCACUCGGCUCCACUUGGCAUCUGAAGUGCAGACAAACUUAAAACCGGUCAAAGUCCUGUUCGAAAGAACGUGGUGGACCGCUGGAGCGAGAAUCUUUCCUUGCUGUGCCGUCAGAAAGCGCGAUUCACUCAGCUACGUCAUCAAAGACAUUGUUGUCGAUGCACCCCGAUCGAUAACCCGGAUGAUAUAUGAGAUAGAGCACUGGCCUGGAAGUACAAACCCCGUCGGGCAAGUGGACAAGAUCAGAGAUCUGAAUCGUGCAAGAAACCGUGGGGGUGCCAUUUCAGACCGACAAGAUACAAGCAGGCCGCGUACCCGUCACUACUACGUGAUUGUAUUGUAUUGGCACUAUCAGCUCAACGAUAAGCGCGCAACAGACCAGCGAAUCGCCGACCGCAACAUCGAGCAUAUCGUCUGUAUCGUCCUCGAUUGCCGAUGA